AUGUCCGGCUCGCCAUCAUAUCACCGAUCUCCACCCGCAGAGGAGGAGGAAGAUAGCCCGAGAUCGAAGCGCCGUCGUGUCGGACCCUCGCCGACACCCUUAUUCGAUCAGUCGGCGGAACCGGGGCCGUCAAGACUUCGAUCAGAGCCGCGCAGGAUACCGUCGCAUAGCCCCUCAGGUCAAAGCUCGGCUGAUGCCGAUGCCGACGGCGAGGACAUCAGUGGGAGUGAGGAGGACGAAGAGGAGGAUUCAUCAGCCGGUGGAUGGUCAUAUGAGCUAGUGGUGAUACAGCAUCCUCAGCGAGCGCGAGCAUGUGGUUUUGGAGACAAGGAUCGGCGUCCGCUCUCGCCUCCUCCGAUAUUGCGCUUAUACAUCCGCACAGCAUCAGGACGACUUGUCCCUCCAGAUAAGAUACCUACACACACUUUGAUGGUCAUGGUCGAUCUAUGGUCCGCCGACUCGACACAGCAGCGAAACGUGGUCAUGCACCCGUCAUCCUCUUCGGCUGGACGUCCGGUCUCCCCUCUCCCAGCCCCAGGGGCCACUCCGGCAAUGGUGGAAGCAGAGACCACUUCGAGACCGACAACAGCGGAUAGGCCGCUCACGUCUCAUUACCCCACCACCGGCUGGGGCUGGUCCGAAGCGCCGCUGCCCCGUAUCCCAGCGGGCCAGUCGACCGGUCCAUCUCCGCAUACACGCAUGACCGGCUCAGUGCAGAUCCAAGACCAUCUCCCCGUUCCAUCCUACCCAGACUACUCGCAGCCCCGUCCGGCGUCAAGUCCAAUACCAAGUCAUCACUAUCAUCUUGCCCCACUCGCUGCCUUCAACUCACCUCGACCCCUGACUGCCCCGUCCUCUACCCUCCGCCCACUUCACACCGGCCCUACGCCCCGCAGCGGAUCUAUCCACCUACCACCUCUGUCUACUAUCACCGAGAAUCUCCCUCCAGCUUCUCCAAUUACCAUGACCAUCCAUACCGUCCGCGACUCGUCUGGAAGGCCAACAACGGCCACGACGACCACCUCGUACGGUACCGGUCGACCAAGCACGUCUACCUCUGAGUGGACGACGAAUGCCUCGCGCCCAUCCUGGUCGACCGAGUCGAGUCGGCAAGCUACCGAUUACUCUUUCGGUCGGACGUCUACAUCCACGUGGAACACCUCGUCCACGUCGUCGGACGGGGCCGAGCGGGAACGUCCAGUCAUCACCGGCUGGCCUCCUCCUCGUACUUCCUCACUGGCGGCGAUGACCAGUCCCCAAUUCGCGCCCUUAACGCCUCGGCCCGCAUCGUCCGGUCAGGCUUGGAGCAGAGGCGUCGAGCACUCAGUCUUGCCCGUCCGACCGUCUACUUCCGGCCACCCUACGUCGAGUCGUUUUCGGAAUACCCCCGCCUCUCGCUCUACCUCUGGCCUCGUGCCCGCUCCAUUGGCUACCUCCCUGCCGGAAGAAGAAUCAGAGGACGAGGAGGACAGCUCCACACCGACCGGCGGCGGCAACUUCUCGCGCGUCCUCGUCGGCUCGGUCUGCGCCAUCUGUCAGCGCCUGACAGAUGAGAACGGGAAUGAGGGGUUGUUCUUUUUUACGCACGACCUCGCCGUGCGGACAGAGGGGACAUUCCGGCUCAAGUUCUCUUUGUCUGACUUAUCAUCGCUUCUGGGUGGGCAGAUGCAACCUGGUGAUGGUUCUGCCGUUCUCGCGCAAGCAAUCAGCGAUCCCUUCUCAGUACACUCGGCCAAGAAGUUUCCGGGUGUUAUUCCCACCACGGAGCUCACGAGGCUGUUUGCGAGCCAGCAUGUUAGAUUGCCAACGAGGCAGAAACGCAAGGCGGGUACGGAGGGUGAAGAGGGGGAUGAGGAUGAAGAGGGUGGAUAG
This is a messenger RNA of Dioszegia hungarica, 1872 nucleotides long. RefSeq names its product velvet factor. The record is from RefSeq and is a predicted model, not a curated record. The transcript has 7 exons. The coding region runs from base 1 to 1872 and encodes 623 amino acids. NCBI's taxonomy places the organism in Eukaryota, Fungi, Basidiomycota, Tremellomycetes, Tremellales, Bulleribasidiaceae.